Molecule: messenger RNA, 690 nt
Organism: Rhizophagus irregularis DAOM 181602=DAOM 197198
Lineage: Eukaryota; Fungi; Glomeromycota; Glomeromycetes; Glomerales; Glomeraceae
Source: RefSeq, a predicted model, not a curated record
AUGAUAUUAAAAAUUCUUCGCAAAGAGAAAAUUGCCGGCUCUGACUUUCUUGAAUUAACAAAAGAAAAAUUCCGUAGUAUUGGCGCGCGUUGUGAAUUUAUUUCAGCAAUAUUACACGCAUCAAUUGCCAUAGCCAAAAAACUUACCACCAAAGAUAUAUUUAUAGUUUUGCAGAAAGACGUUUCCGGUGAAGAUGCAACGGGUCGAGUAGAUUACGUGAUCAAAAGUUUGGAAGACCUCCUUUGUAUAAUUGAGGGGAAACCACGCAAUAUCAAGAUUGAGUAUGCGCAGAAUCUGGCGCAACUUGAAAGUACGUUCCAAACUAAUAAGAAAAAACGAACUGCGGAUCAAGCGUUUGGGAGUGACUAUUUUGAUUACAUCUAUGGUAUUGUGACCACAGGUACGGAGUGGCAUUUUAUCAUAUAUACUCCGGAUGGCAUCUAUUCCACGAGUGGUAGUGAGUACCAGAUCAAUCUUACGAAGUCUGCGAUAAAAGAAAAUCCAGAACUACUUCGUAGUAACGUGAAAAGGGUAAUCGGCAUCAUUGUUGAGUUGUUGAAGGAUCGGAUUAGUGUCGAUAGUUCCCCAGCUAGCAAGAGGGCUAGGAUCAAAAAAAUUAUCAAAAAAUAAUAUGUAUCACGAGCAAAGUCCCGAACAUUUGUGUUUAUUUUUCACAUGUAUUAAUAAAAA